AGUUGAUCCCCCAGUGGAGUGGACUGGUAGCUGCCGCAUUGCAUUUGUCGUACUGAUACCGCACCGUACAAGCUAGCCUAGCAGGUCCAUAUAUAUACUCCAGUCCGGUCCAGUGUCGACUGUCUUGGGAGUUGGGAUACAGGAAGAAAGGAGUGGUCAUCGAAGGAUGGCUUCGUAUGCUGGCGGCGGUGAUGAGCCGCUGACGGAGGCGCUGCUGGGGAGGGCGGGCAGCGGCGACGAGGAUGACCUGGAGGAGAUCCACAGCGUGUCGGCGUUCCUACGGUGCGCGGCGGAGGAGAACCGGCGGCUGUGGAGCCUGGCGGGGCCUGCCAUCUUCACGUCGCUGGCGCAGUACUCGCUCGGCGCCGUCACGCAGGUCGCCGCCGGCCACCUCACCACGCUCGAGCUGGACGCCGUCUCCACCGAGAACUCCGUCGUCGCCGGCCUCGCCUUCGGGAUCAUGUACGGCAUGGGGAGCGCGCUGGAGACGCUGUGCGGGCAGGCCUACGGCGCCAAGAAGCUCCCUAUGCUCGGCGUCUACCUGCAGCGCUCCUGGCUGCUGCUCACCGCCAUGGCCGUCUGCAUGCUCCCGCUUUACCUCUUCGCCACCCCGAUCCUGAGGCUCUUCCACCAGGACGUCCAGAUCGCCGUCAUGGCCGGGAAGUUCUCGCUGUACAUGAUCCCGCAGCUCUUCGCCUACGCGCUCAACUUCCCCAUCCAGAAGUUCCUGCAGGCGCAGAGCAAGCUGAUGGCCAUGGCGGCAGUGUCGGCGGCGGCGCUGCUGUUCCACGUCGCGCUCACCUGGUUCCUCGUGGUGCCCAUGCAGAUGGGCCUCGUCGGCCUCGCCGUCGCGCUUAACGCGUCGUGGUGGUUCGUCGUGCUCGGCCAGCUCGCCUACAUCGGCAUGGGUUACUGCCCCGGCGCCUGGAACGGCUUCGAGUUGGACUCCAUCGCCUUCACAGAGCUCUUGAGCUUCGCCCGCCUCUCCAUCGGCUCAGCAAUCAUGAUCUGCUUGGAGUUCUGGUUCUACAUGUUCCUGAUUGUGAUCGUGGGCAACCUUCCCAACGCUCAGGUCGCCGUCGCCGCAGUCUCCAUCUGCACUAACCUGUUCGGGUGGCAGAUCAUGGUGUUCUUCGGAUUUAAUGCAGCCAUCAGCGUGAGGGUGUCGAACGAGCUGGGCGCGGGCCGUCCUCGGGCGGCGAGGUUCGCCAUCGCGGUGGUGCUCAUGUCGUCCGUGGCCAUCGGAGUGGCCUUCUUCGUGGCUGUGCUGCUCCUCCGCGACGUCUACGGCGCACCCUUCACGGAGAGCCCCGAGGUGGUGCACGCCGUGGCCAGCCUGGGCGUCGUCUUCGCCUUCACGCUCCUGCUCAACAGCGUCCAGCCCGUUCUGUCCGGCGUGGCCGUGGGCGCCGGCUGGCAGUGGCUGGUGGCCUACAUCAACCUCGGAUGCUACUACGGGGUCGGCAUCCCGGUGGGGUACAUGAUCGCCUUCCGGAUGCGCCGCGGGAUUCAGGGGAUGUGGGGUGGCAUGCUCACCGGGGUAGGCCUGCAGACGGUGAUCCUCAUCGCGAUCACGAUGCGCACCAACUGGAACAAGGAGGCGAGCGAGGCGAGUUCCAGGAUACGGCAGUGGGGUGGUGGUGGUGGUGGUGCAUCGCCCAAGAUCCCAGCAGACGGCAUCUAGGAGGACGUGUGGUGACCAAACUACAGUACGUUUGUCCGUGUUUGGUUAGCUAUAACUAGCGCCGCGCGCGGGCAGCUCCUCUUGCUCGGUUUUCUUGUCGACAACACGCAACACGGCAAGAUCGGGAGGCAGGGCGAUCGCGGUGAUUGAGACUUGAGAGGUGUGCCUGGCUUGCCAUUCUUUUCUGUAGUGCAGUGUAGUUUGGUUCGCCCUUAUCCUUUUCUUUUUGGAAGCUCGAUCGGGGUGGUUUGCAAUCA
Molecule: messenger RNA, 1941 nt
Organism: Hordeum vulgare subsp. vulgare (domesticated barley)
Lineage: Eukaryota; Viridiplantae; Streptophyta; Magnoliopsida; Poales; Poaceae
Product: protein DETOXIFICATION 33-like
Exons: 6
Coding region: 167-1684 (505 amino acids)
Biological process (GO): xenobiotic detoxification by transmembrane export across the plasma membrane
Cellular component (GO): membrane
Molecular function (GO): xenobiotic transmembrane transporter activity; antiporter activity
Source: RefSeq, a predicted model, not a curated record